CUAGAGAUCUGCCUGCUGACCAAGGGACGCCGCACUGCCAGUGUUCGAGCUGAUACAUAUUGUCGUCUUUAUUCACUGUCUGUGGACAAUUUCAAUGAGGUCCUGGAGGAAUAUCCAAUGAUGAGGAGAGCCUUUGAGACAGUUGCCAUCGACCGACUGGACCGGAUAGGAAAGAAAAACUCAAUUCUUCUGCAAAAGUUCCAGAAGGAUCUGAACACUGGUGUCUUCAACAAUCAGGAGAAUGAGAUCCUGAAGCAGAUUGUGAAACACGACAGGGAGAUGGUGCAGGCAAUCCCUCCGAUUAAUUACCCUCAAACUGCAACCCUGAAUUCCACGUCUUCGACCACAACGCCCACCGUGCGCGUGAGGACCCAGUCCCCGCCGGUGUACACGGCCCCCAGCCUGUCUCACAGCAACCUGCAUUCCCCCAGCCCCAGCACGCAGACGCCGCAGCCCUCGGCCAUGCUGUCGCCCUGCUCCUACACCACGGCGGUCUGCAGCCCACCAGUGCAGAGCCCGCUGGCCGCGCGAACUUUCCACUAUGCCUCUCCCACCACUUCCCAGCUAUCGCUCACGCAGCUGCCAACACCGUUACCGCAGCCACCGCAACCGCCACAGACGCCGCAGCCGUCGCAGCCGCCCAGCAGCUCCACGCCCAAAAAUGAGGUGCACCGCAGUGCGCAGGCACUGCACAAUGCCAGCCUGACCCGCGAGGUCAGGCCUUUGUCUGCCUCGCAGCCCUCACUGCCCCAUGAGGUUUCCACUCUGAUUUCCAGACCUCAUCCCACCGUGGGCGAGUCCCUGGCCUCCCUUCCUCAACCCGUGACAGCAGUCCAUGGCCCAGGCCUUCAGGCGGGGGGCAGGGGCACUGUCCCCCAGCGAGUCACUCUGUUUCGACAGAUGUCGUCGGGAGCCAUUCCCCCCAACCGAGGAGCACUCCCACCUGCACCCCCUCCACCAGCAGCUGCUCUUCAGAGAGAGUCCUCGGUCUUAAAAACAGACCCAGAUGCAGAAAAGCCACGAUUUGCUUCAAAUUUAUGAUCCAUGCUGAUUGUGAAAGCAGAAAGAAAUACUGUAAUUUAAACUGAGGAUACUCUCAGAACUUAUUUUCCUCUGUCUCCUGAUAGAUCCCCUAUAGCCUACUACGGAGAGAUAUUUUAGACAGCUCUGGCCUACAUGCAAAAUGUAA
Manis javanica (Malayan pangolin) is the source of this 1189-nucleotide messenger RNA. The record is from RefSeq and is a predicted model, not a curated record. NCBI's taxonomy places the organism in Eukaryota, Metazoa, Chordata, Mammalia, Pholidota, Manidae.